GGAGCGGGUGAACCAGGCGACGGCCCGGCGGCCCAAGGUAACUGCAGCCCGGGAGGCUCCGCUCGGGAGCGCCGCUGCCGUCGCUCCACACUCGGGGUCCAAAAAAAGUGGUGCGGCGGCAGCACGACUCGUUAUACGCUACCAGCUGUGCCGCCCCGCCUCGUAGCUGUCAGCAAGACGAAACCCCCAGAGAUGGUUGUGGAGGCCUACAGACAAGGGCAGCGUAACUUUGGAGAAAAUUACGUUAAUGAACUUGUGGACAAAGCUUCAGAUCCUCUGAUUUUAGAAUCGUGUCCAGAGAUCAAGUGGCACUUCAUCGGCCACCUACAGAAGAAUAAUGUCAACAAACUUUUGGGCGUGCCAAACCUGUUCCUGGUGGAGACCGUUGACUCGGCGAAACUGGCUGACAGGGUCAACAGCUCAUGGCAGCGGAUCAGGGGAGCCAGCACGCAGAGGUUAAAGGUCAUGGUGCAGAUCAACACCAGUGGAGAACAGAGUAAACAUGGCCUGCCACCAGAGGAGACGGUGGACACGGUGAAACACAUUGUGUCCCAGUGCUCCGCCCUGCACUUCUCAGGACUCAUGACCAUCGGGCGCUAUGGCUACAACCUUACCCUGGGUCCCAACCCGGACUUUCAAAUGCUGCUGAGUCGGAGGCAGGAGGUGUGUGACAGUCUGAAGCUGCCUCUGGAGGAGGUGGAGCUCAGCAUGGGAAUGUCCACUGAUUUUGAACACGCGAUCGAGGUGGGCUCCACCAACGUGCGAGUGGGUAGCAUCAUAUUCGGCAACAGGGAGUAUCCCAACAGUGCGGCAAACACUCCAAAUCCCAGCCCAUUUCCCAGUCCAGCUCCCAGCCCGGAGAAAACAUCCAAGACGGUGUCUGAAGAGGCCGCCAAGAAGAUGCAGCACCUCACCGUGUCCGAACACUGAGAGCUUCUCCUCCUCCGAAGUAUCUUUAAGAAAAUUUCAAAAGAAAAAUACUCUUGACGUGCAGCGUGAACAGAUCACCUCCACAGAGCCGUGUGGAUUUAGGAUCGCAAAAAUUCUUGCAUAAUUUUAAAGUGUAUUUGCCUAAUCCUCUUCACUUUUUUUGUGCACCCUUGUUGAUCUUUUAAGCACUAAAAAGUGGCAUUGGCUACACAGCUAGUGAUACUGUUUUUUAAAAGUAGUGUGUUACUAACCUGUAAUGCUCUGACUUCCUCUUCAUGGAAAUCUCUCCUACAAGAGAAAAUGAUUUCUCACGAGUUAUGAGAUAGUGAAGAUUUGUGUGGGUUUGUUGUGCUGACGUGAUAUUUUCUACCUUUCCAACCCAGCGUGUGACAGUGCUGAGAUGUGUUCUCCACUGCGUAACCGUGUCCCAGAGAUCAGGAACUCACGACAGCACCAUGUACCGUUUUUGUUGUACAGAUGAAACAAAGACUUGAUUUAAUAAAACCAUUUAUCCCUUUAUAAUGACACGUAGUAUUGUGCGUUUGAUAUUGUUUCGUACCGUGCAUCCAAACGUGUCAAAUCUUUAUUCUUGAUAUGAACAAAUUCAAGAGUAAAAACCUGAGGAAAGUGUUUUGUUUCUGUGUAACAGUGUCGUUGUCUGUGCUAUGGUGUGGUACCUUGUUGGAGAUGAGAGGGUUAACCUAUGCAAAGUGGUGAUCUUGUUUCAACGUGUGUUUUCAAAUAGAUUUUUUUUACACUGCAGCUUUGGUGGCGCCGCAGUGGUUUCUUCGAAGAUGUCACAAGGUUAGUGUGUUUUUCCGUCUCCAUGAAAAGUGAGAUCAUUGUCAGUGAUUUAAAAAAAAACAAAAAAAAAAACGCUGGAUCAGUUGCCGUUAGACGUGGUUGCUGUCUUAA
Toxotes jaculatrix (banded archerfish) is the source of this 1845-nucleotide messenger RNA. RefSeq names its product pyridoxal phosphate binding protein. The record is from RefSeq and is a predicted model, not a curated record. NCBI's taxonomy places the organism in Eukaryota, Metazoa, Chordata, Actinopteri, Toxotidae. Gene Ontology annotation, cellular component: intracellular anatomical structure. The transcript has 8 exons. Gene Ontology annotation, molecular function: pyridoxal phosphate binding. The coding region runs from base 193 to 930 and encodes 245 amino acids.